AUGCCCAGCAUCUUCGCCUACCAGAGCUCGGAGGUGGACUGGUGUGAGAGCAACUUCCAGCACUUGGAGCUGGUGGCCGAGUUCUACAACACGUUCAGCAAUGUCACCUUCUUCAUCUUUGGGCCUCUCAUGAUGUUUCUGAUGCACCCAUAUAUCCAGAAACGUUCCCGCUACAUUUAUGUCAUCUUCAUCCUCUUCACAGUUGUAGGUCUGUUCUCUAUGUACUUUCACAUGACACUCAGCUUCCUGGGCCAGAUGCUGGAUGAGAUCGCUAUUCUGUGGCUGCUGGCCAGUGGCUACAGCAUAUGGAUGCCCCGCUGCUACUUUCCUGCCUUCCUAGGAGACAACAGGCCCCAGUACAUCUGCCUGGUCAUCACCGCCACCGUGGUCAGUACCUUCCUGUCCUUCCUGAGGCCCACGAUCAACGCGUACGCCCUCAACAGCAUUGCCCUGCACAUCGUCUACAUCGUGGCCCAGGAAUAUAAAAAGACCAGUAAUAAGGAGCUUUGGCAUCUAAUCGAGGUCACCAUGGUUUUAUGGGCUUUUGCGUUUACUAGCUGGAUCAGUGACCGCUUGCUUUGCAGUUUCUGGCAGUGGAUUAAUUUCUCCUACCUGCACAGCAUCUGUCUAUACUCCAGACAUGAAACCAGAAUCUCUGAAGGUGGGCCUCGGGCACUGGUAUUUUUUGAAGCUCCUGGAGAGACAUCAAUGAACAGGCAGGGCCCUAUACCAGGACCUGGUCUUCAGUUAUUGGAGUUAAUAACUGUGGAAGAUGGUAUAUUUUCCAGAAUGGCUGCAACCACAUCUCCCAUUCCACAUGUUCUUACAAUGUGA
This is a messenger RNA of Physeter macrocephalus (sperm whale), 834 nucleotides long. It is a transcript of the gene ACER1, whose product is annotated as alkaline ceramidase 1. Gene Ontology annotation, cellular component: endoplasmic reticulum; membrane. Gene Ontology annotation, biological process: sphingosine biosynthetic process; ceramide catabolic process. Lineage: Eukaryota; Metazoa; Chordata; Mammalia; Artiodactyla; Physeteridae. The record is from RefSeq and is a predicted model, not a curated record.